AUGGGUUGCUCUAAAGGACCUUGGAGACAGUCCUUUCAGAUGGAUGUUCAUGUUUCUGACCUUGCACUACCCCAGUGUAGGCUCCAAACAGGCAUGCGAGGUGCCUUUGGAAAGCCCCAGGGCACUGUGGCCAGGGUUCACAUUGGCCAAGUUAUCAUGUCCAUCCACACCAAGCUGCAGAACAAGGAGCACGUGAUUGAGGCCCUGCGCAGGGCCAAGUUCAAGUUUCCUGGCCACCAGAAGAUCCACAUCUCAAAGAAGUGGGGCUUCACCAAAUUCAAUGCCAAUGAAUUUGAAGACAUGGUGGCUGAGAAGCAGCUUAUCCCAGAUGGCUGUGGGGUCAAGUACCUUCCCAGUCGUGGCCCUCUGGACAAGUGGCGGGCCCUGCAUUCAUGA
Pongo pygmaeus (Bornean orangutan) is the source of this 396-nucleotide messenger RNA. Its product is annotated as large ribosomal subunit protein uL16-like. The transcript has a single exon. NCBI's taxonomy places the organism in Eukaryota, Metazoa, Chordata, Mammalia, Primates, Hominidae. The coding region runs from base 1 to 396 and encodes 131 amino acids. Gene Ontology annotation, molecular function: structural constituent of ribosome. Gene Ontology annotation, biological process: translation. Gene Ontology annotation, cellular component: ribosome. The record is from RefSeq and is a predicted model, not a curated record.